AGCUCAGCUUCGACCGGGAAGACGCCUAUUUAUUUUAUUCGAAAUGGCUUACUGAACUGAUAUAACUUACCUUUUCUCAAACGCGAAACGAUCAUUCACCGCUCGCAACAUCGAGCUCACCGUCUCUCCCUGCGCUGGUCAUAUGCAGCUGGCUGGCUGAGCUCGUGAUUAACAACUCGACGCGCCAAUUCACAUUCACAGCAAUGGGGAAUCCCAGCGAAGAAGGGAACCGCGAUUCCCUCUCAACAUCCCGCCGUCGGUCAACAUCCAUCUCCUCCGAAACCUCCACCGACUCAGGCCUAUCCAUCGACACGCCAACAGCCCAUAAGAUCCACCCAACACCCCAAGAACCAACCCCCAUGAUCGAAGGCGAACCCUACCGCGACCUCGAAGAUGGCGAGCCCCAAGCCGACGAGCCCUUCCUGGGUACGCGGAAGAAGAGCCCCUCGAGCAGCCGUACUCGUUGGGUUGUUUGGAUCCUCGGGCUCCUGUGUGUGGGUGGCUGGGUCCUAGCGCUCGUGUUGUUUAUGGUGCAGCGGAGACCGAAUUAUCAGGCUGCUAUGGAUGCGCUUGAGAUGCCGGAUUCGAAAUCUGCGACGGGGUUUACGGAUUCCGGGAAGCCGAUUACGUUGGAGCAGGUGCUUGGUGGGCAGUGGUUGGGUCGGUCGCAUGGGAUUUCGUGGAUUGCGGGGGCGAAUGGGGAGGAUGGGCUGUUGCUUCAGCAGGGGGAGAGUGAUGGGAAGGGUGGAUAUCUUCGGGUUGAGGAUAUUCAGAAUCGGAAGGGUGAUGCUCAGAGCAAGGUGUUGAUGGAGAAGGGGUAUGUGGUUGUUGAUGGGAGUGUGAUUGUGCCGUAUCGGACGUGGCCGAGUGCGGAUCUGAACAAGGUGUUGCUUUUGUCGAAUUAUGAGAAGAAUUGGAGGCAUUCGUAUACCGGCAAGUACUGGAUUCUGGACGUCGAGAGCCAGACGGCGCAGCCUUUGGAUCCGGGUAAUCCAGAUUCGCGGAUUCAGGUUGCUAUUUGGUCACCGACUUCGGACGCUGUUGUUUUCGUCAUGGAUAAUAACAUGUACCUGCGGAAGCUGUCGUCUGAGACGGUCAUUCCGGUUACGAAGGACGGUGGUAAAGAUCUGUUCUACGGUGUUCCCGACUGGGUGUACGAAGAAGAGGUCUUCUCGGGCAACAGUGUGACAUGGUGGUCGAACGACGGAAAGUACGUUGCGUACCUUCGCACCAAGGAGUCGACCGUGCCAGAGUAUCCGGUUCAGUACUUCCUGUCCAGACCCUCUGGGAAGAAACCCCUACCUGGUCUUGAAAGAUAUCCCGAGGUUAGAGACAUCAAGUAUCCCAAGUCUGGUGCUCCAAACCCGGUGGUCGACUUGCAGUUCUACGAUGUUGAAAAGGACGAAGCAUUUUCCGUUGAGAUCCCCGAGGAGUUCCCUGACGAUGACCGCAUUAUCAUGGAGGUGCUGUGGGCAACUGGAGGAAAUGUUCUGAUCCGUACAACCAACCGCGAGAGCGACAUCCUCAAGGUAUUCCUGAUCAACACAGAGACCAGAACCGGCAAGCUUGUGAGACUUGAUAAUGUCGCGGAGCUAGAUGGCGGAUGGGUUGAGCCUUCGCAGUCGACCAGAUUCAUCCCAGCUGAUCCAAACACUGGACGGCCAACAGAUGGAUAUAUUGAAACUGUGGUCCAUGAGGGAUAUGAUCACUUGGCCUACUUUGCUCCUCUGGACAACUCCGAACCGCUGAUGCUCACGAGCGGUGAAUGGGAAGUCGUGGAUGCACCAUCCGCUGUCGACCUGAAAAAGGGCCUGGUUUACUUCGUCGCAGCGAAAGAAGCACCAACUCAGCGUCAUGUAUACAGCGUCAAGCUCGACGGAACCGAUCUCAAACCGUUGACAGACACCUCAAAACCGGGCUACUUCGAUAUCUCCUUCUCGGACGGCACAGGUUAUGCCCUGGUCAGCUACAAGGGCCCCUCCGUCCCAUGGCAAGCCAUCAUGAACACGAAGGGCGAAAAGGCUACAUACCAGGAAACAAUCGAAGAAAACAAAGAACUAGCCCGCCUGGUUCAGCAAUACGCCGUCCCGACCGAGAUCUACUCAAAUGUCACCAUUGACGGCUUCACUCUCCAAACCGUUGAGCGCCGCCCUCCACACUUCAACGCUGCCAAGCAAUACCCCGUCCUCUUCCAUCUGUACGGCGGACCCGGCUCGCAAACCGUGGACCGUAGAUUCAACAUCGACUUCCAAUCCUACGUUGCCUCAAAUCUGGGAUACAUCGUUGUUACCGUUGACGGACGCGGAACCGGCUUCAUUGGUCGCAAGGCUCGCUGUAUCGUGCGCGGAAACCUGGGAUACUACGAAGCACACGAUCAGAUCGCGACUGCGAAGAUCUGGACUGCGAAGCCGUAUGUUGAUGAGAGCCGUCUUGCGAUUUGGGGAUGGAGUUAUGGUGGAUUCAUGACUUUGAAGACCAUCGAGCAGGACGCUGGCCAGACGUUCCAGUAUGGUAUGGCUGUUGCGCCUGUUACGGACUGGAGAUUUUAUGACUCCAUCUACACAGAACGCUACAUGCACACCCCCGACCACAACCCCAACGGCUACGACAACUCCUCGAUAAACGACAUGUCCGCACUCCAAGAAAACGUCCGCUUCACAAUCAUGCACGGCGUCUCAGACGACAACGUCCAUCUACAGAACACCCUAGUCCUCCUCGAUAAGCUGGACGUCGCUGGUGUCGAGAACUACGACGUCCAUGUCUUCCCGGACUCGGAUCAUAGUAUUAACUUUCAUAAUGCGCAUAAGAUUGUUUAUGAUCGACUGUCAAACUGGCUCGUCAACGCCUUUAAUGGCGAGUGGCAUACGAUUGCGCAUCCAGUUCCUGAGGAGUCGAUUUGGGAACGGGCUAAGAGGUCUAUUUCGGUUUUUGCAUCUUGAUGAGUUGCUUUGGUUUUAGUAUAGAUUUCAUUUUGUGGCGAAGCGUUGGAUUGUACUGGUUGCAAUUGGAUUUUUGCUAUUGAAUAUAGGGCGUUUUGAUGGCUUUGAUAAUUGAAUUUAAUUGUGGACAACUUGAGAUGCUUGACACG
Aspergillus glaucus CBS 516.65 is the source of this 3088-nucleotide messenger RNA. It is a transcript of the gene dapB, whose product is annotated as dipeptidyl aminopeptidase dapB. The transcript is spliced from 3 exons. Gene Ontology annotation, biological process: proteolysis. The record is from RefSeq and is a predicted model, not a curated record. Gene Ontology annotation, molecular function: serine-type peptidase activity; dipeptidyl-peptidase activity. Bases 204 to 2939 code for a protein of 911 amino acids. Lineage: Eukaryota; Fungi; Ascomycota; Eurotiomycetes; Eurotiales; Aspergillaceae.